GAGCCGGAGAAGGCUGGAAAAAAAUGACAGCUUGUCAAGUUCAAGUUUUUUUGUUGUUAAUUUUGAUUAUUUUAGGAAAAGCAGAAGAUUUGAAUGAAGGAAAUGGCAACAAUAACAACAAGUUCAAUGUUGUUCUAUUUUUGGCCAAAACUAAUACCUGUGAGACUUACAGUCAAGACAGUGGAAUUCGAUUUUUACAAUUUACUGAAACUAAAAGAGUUAAACACUGUGCCACCAGUAUUACCGAAAAUCAGCCGGUGGAAACCUGCACAUCACAGGGAAAUGACUGUGAAGAGUUGCUCAAAACCGGAAUUUAUUCCUUAAUUAGUUUUUGUCGAAACACGAUGGGUAUGACUACAGCAGUAGCUUCGGUGGACAAUGAUACAUUCAGUGAUGGUCUGAGAUUCAGAAAAUCAACUUCUGAAGAUUUAGAAAUACGAUAUCACCACCCUAGAAACAUCCGAAGUCGCUUUGGUGUCUCCUCUAAUCAAAAAAUCCAACCGGAUUCACACUUAAUAACCCAACCGGAACAUACAGAAGUUUUCAGAAUUCGAUCCAAACGAGAGUUUCAUAUUGAUAACAACAAUCAAGGAAUGACACCAGUGGAUGAAAAUGACCCAAACUUUGACAUUUUUGGAAUUAUGGCCAAUAUUAAGUUAACCUUCUUUGGAAAACUAUUCGAUCAAGAGAAACCCGCUAACCAAAAACCGAUAGCACAGCUACAGAAUAAUGUCAUGAAUCAAAUAGGGAAAGUCUCAGAAAAUUCCCUCUUUGAUUUAGUCAAAGAAACACUGAAUAACGUCCAGGAUUGUCAAAAUGGUUUUCUCAUGAUAGUAAUAGGAGGGUGCUUGAAAGACAUUUCAGACAUCUAUUCACCUCUAAUGCAAAGUGUUAAACACAUUGUGGAGAAUACUGAUCCACAAAGCACCCUUAUUGUCCUUACAGGACAGUGUCCCGCUGGUGAAAAUAAUAAUAACCAAGAGUUCACGAUUCCUGUUUAUACCAGAGGUCCUCCAAAAUGUAGUGGAAUCGCAGUUUCAGAACAACUUUACGAUGUGCCCUACGCUAUAAAAAAUAUGUUAACCGAGAAUUACGGAGGGUCCUUCUUCCCAAACAUCAAAAGUAAAAGAAGCAAACGCAACACUCAACAAAAACGAAACAGUGCGUCACCCACUCAUCCCUCCUUCCUGUUCACCCUUUUCCUUGCAUAUCUCACAACUUUCUAAAAAUAAAUUCCUCCCAGACACUCCUUGCUACUUACUGGAUGCAUGGGCAUCCUAAACGGCCUCGGUCCUGGAGGUGGCGAAAAUCCGGGGGGCACAGGCGACAUCGCUGUCGGCCAUCUCGGCCUCGGGCACGCCAUGUAAGGCAACCGAUUGCCGAACAUGUUCAUUCCGGGACUUCCCAGUCUUGGGGGCGGCGAUUGGGUGUAGGGAGACGGCGGUCGGAAAUGGUGCGGCGACCUGCCGCCGCCUCCGCGGCCCCCUUGCCCAGACAUCACGCACUUUCACGAACGAGGAUCGGUCAUCGGAUCUACGAAACGUAACGGUUUUUUACGAAUUCUCGGAGUCGCAGGUGCGAUCGGAAGAAUUGUCUUGUCCCUGAGGCCGUGUUGUGGAAUUAAGGUCAGAGACGUCCUAUUUUUAGGAUUCGCUGAGUGGCAAAUGGAGUAAAAAUAGAGCGAUUGUCGAGGAAUGGGGUUGGGGGGAGGUCCGACCACUGGAGGUAAAUAUUUGGGAGUGAGGAUAAAAGGCUGGUGGAUGAAAGUCGGACAGCUCUUUGUGGAUUUACGACAAAUCGCAAUUAAACUUAAAUUUAUCUAUACUAUUCGGAACGAUUCGCGGAGGCGGAUCUAGUGAAAUUUUCUAAAAAUUACUUUUUUACAGCCCGAUUUGUUUUUUAUUUCAGUGAGACUGUCAUAGUUCCAGAAAAUUCGCUUAUAGAAACUUUACAUCACUUUGAGAGAUUUUGUUGCCUCGGUUAUUCUGGAAUGUUUUCAAUUUUCCCACGUCUAUAUGAUCACAUUUAUCAACAAUAAUUUAAACGCCAAGGCACACAAACAUAAAAAUUGUGUCAAAAAUGUAACAGAAAUUUAUUAAACGUCCAGGUGUACCGAAAUUUUUUCUUACAUCAUGUCCCACACUUGGACAGAUUUAAAUAGUUAUAUUGCACAUGUUUAUUUUACUUCUGAACGUC
Messenger RNA from Tribolium madens (black flour beetle), 2196 nucleotides. RefSeq lists its product as uncharacterized. The coding region runs from base 24 to 1226 and encodes 400 amino acids. Lineage: Eukaryota; Metazoa; Arthropoda; Insecta; Coleoptera; Tenebrionidae. The record is from RefSeq and is a predicted model, not a curated record. The transcript has 5 exons.